GCACAUUCUCCAUCAAAUCCCAAUCUGCGAGCCAGGCUACUAUCCCAACAGCUUUUCUCGACUAUAAGCCGCACUCUUAUGACAUCACAUUCGAGGCUGAUAUCCAUAGACCUGGUGAAAGUGCCUGGUUGAGGUGUUUGCACUGUUUGUGGUGGAGCAGCAAGGCUUAAUCCGCCGACGGCGACUCCACUGGCCAGUGGCCAGGUGGUUCAGUGCAACAACAGCAAGGCUGACAGAUUCGCAGCCAUGGCAUAGUUAUAAUCCUCGAGGACUGACUUACUAACCAUUACACAUCUACCAUGUCUCUUCAAGAUAUCCCCGAGUUCCUCCUCCUCUGCCGCGAGGACGAGUCGGUGACCGCCUUCGAGGCGGCGCUGGCGCGACAAUGGCCCGCCCACGCGACGGAGCCGAAAGUCCAGUUUCGCAUUGUGAGGCAAUCGCUGCGUGACGUGCCCGCGACCACCCCCUUCGACCUGAUCGUUUCCCCCGCCAACUCCUACGGGCUCCUCGACGGGGCCUUUGACGAUGCCAUCACCCGCAAAUUCUGCCUCCCCGACCAUCCCUACGAGACCCUGACGCGAGCGGCGCAGCGGGUCCUCUACGAGCGCUGGCGCGGCUUUGUGCCCCCCGGAACGUGCACCCUGGUGCCCUUUCCCGAGUCCUUGACCCCCAACGAGUGGGGGUGUCGGUGGGUGGCCCUCUGUCCGACGAUGCGCAUGCCAGACCGCGUGAGUUGGGAUCGCGAGGUGGUGUACGAGUGUAUCUGGAGUCUGCUGGGACAGCUAGAAGGGUGGAAUCGGGGGCGUGCGACCGAUCGCAUUGAGCGGAUCCUGAUCCCUCCGCUGGCCACCGGGGUGGGCAGGGUCAGUCCGCAGCGCUGGGCGGCCCAGAUGGUACUGGCGGUAAGACAUUUUGUGGAUGCGCUGGAGCGACCGGCGCACUGGAGCAAGAUGAACUGGCUGGAUGCGGCGGAUCAUCAUCGUGAUAUCCUCCCCACGUGGAAUAUGUGAUGGCAUGAGUUGUGAUGGGGCUGAGGAGGAAGAAGCGGGGGGGGGAGGGAAGGGAGGACGAUCUAGAAUCUAGUCUUACUUCAUUACAAGACUCUAAUAACUAUAGAUCCACUAUGAUC
This is a messenger RNA of Aspergillus aculeatus ATCC 16872, 1129 nucleotides long. RefSeq lists its product as uncharacterized. The record is from RefSeq and is a predicted model, not a curated record. Lineage: Eukaryota; Fungi; Ascomycota; Eurotiomycetes; Eurotiales; Aspergillaceae. The coding region runs from base 300 to 1010 and encodes 236 amino acids. The transcript has a single exon.